AUGAUUCAUGAUAUAUUAUUUUCAGAAAUAAGUAACUUGCGAAACAAACGCGUUGUGCCGUUGCAUAACAAUAACAAAUUAGGAAAAAUUAGAAGCUAGGUAGCAAGGCGGGAAUCAAUUGAGUGCGUAAAACCCUAGGAAUACACACUAGUUGCUUUAGUUCCCCAUUGAAGCUGAGACUCGAGAGAGAGACAGGGCAGCAAUUGAAGAAGAAGAAUGCCGUCGUUCCCUCAUCCAGAAUCAGUCACCAUCUGUGAAAUCAACCGAGACCUCAUUACUGCCGACAGUCUCUCCGAUGAUCAAGCCAAAGAGGCUUAUGGCAAAUCACUUGGGAUUACAUUUACACCCAUUCCGUUUCAAUCUGAUUAUCUAGUAAACACCGAUGAUGAUACCGGGGUCCAGACCAAAACUGUAUUGCAAUCAAUCCUCAGUGGUUCCUUGGAAAGCCUUCUUCGCCCCAACACUGUGAAACUGUUACCAGAAGUUGAUUUUCAUGGAAUUAGUUGGCAUCAGCAUAAACGUAUCAUAGCAUUCACUUCUGGCCCAAAUCAGGUGACUGUAUGUGAUUACGAUGAUUCAGGAAAGGAGACAUGCAUUUUGAUAAGUGAGUCUCAGAGAAGUGUUAAAGCUUUGGAGUGGAGGCCAAAUGGCGGCAGGACACUUUCUGUAGCAUGCAAAGGUGGAAUUUGCAUCUGGUCUGCUUCUUUUCCUGGCAAUGCAGCGCCUGUGAGAUCUGGAGUUACUGCAGGAACCAUUUCUGGAAGUUCUGGAAUUCGGUGGACACUAGUGGAUAUUCUCCGAGGACAUGCUGAUGAGCAAGUUACUGCGCUGUCAUGGAGUCCAGAUGGAAGAUAUUUGGCAUCUGCAUCAUACGAGAGCUCGUCUUUCACAAUCUGGGAUGUUGCACAAGGGCUAGGUACUCCAAUUCGACGGGGCUUAGGGGGGAUAUCAAUUCUUAAGUGGUCUCCUACUGGAGAUUACUUUUUUGCUGCAAAACUUGAUGGGACAUUUUACCUUUGGGAGACGAGCACAUGGGCGUCAGAACUAUGGUCUUCAACUAGUGGUCUUGUCACGGGUGCAUCAUGGGAUCCUGAUGGGCAUAUGGUACUCAUCGCUUUCUCAGAAUCUUCAACAUUAGGUUCUAUCCACUUCGCAUCAAAACCACCAUCACUGGAUGCACAUUUGUUGCCGAUUGAAUUGCAAGAGAUCCAGUCCUUGACCCUCAGCCGAGGUGUUGAGAAAAUAGCAUGGGACGCUUCUGGAGAGCGGUUGGCUCUAACAUAUAAAGUUGGGGAGAAGCUUUACGAGGGUCUUAUUGCCAUAUAUGAUGUGAGGAGGACUCCCCUAAUAUCGGCGUCACUAGUUGGGUUCAUUAGAGGUCCGGGUGAAAAUGUGAAGCCAGUUGCACUUUCUUUUCAUGACAAAUUCAAACAGGGAGCACUACUGUCUGUGUGUUGGAGCAGUGGUUACUGCUGCACCUACCCCCUUAUAUUUCAUUAACAGUUUCCUCAAUCCAGUGAUUAAAGUUGAAGAUUCUAAUCACCGGUUCUGCGGUUAUUAUAGAAGACACAGUAUGGUUAACCAACUAAAGCCACAAGAAGAAUGGCCUCUAGCAAGGCUGGAAUUGCAGCUAAAACAUUCCGAUGUUGAAUUCAAUUAUUUUUUUUUAAUUAUUUGAAUUCAAGUUUGAAGCCUAAGGAAUGGAUUUUAAAUUUUCAUGUCAAUAGAAACUUGUAAAAAGAAGCCAAUUGUGCAGUUUGAUUGAAGAUUAUGAGUAAGGAUUCAGAUAAUUUACUCUAGUGGAAGAUGGAGUUAUGUUGGCAUAUGUCAACUUGCUUGCCUUGUUAGGUGUGUGAUAUACAUGCUAGUUUAUGAUU
Molecule: messenger RNA, 1877 nt
Organism: Daucus carota subsp. sativus
Lineage: Eukaryota; Viridiplantae; Streptophyta; Magnoliopsida; Apiales; Apiaceae
Product: aladin
Exons: 15
Coding region: 217-1500 (427 amino acids)
Biological process (GO): nucleocytoplasmic transport
Cellular component (GO): nuclear pore
Molecular function (GO): protein binding
Source: RefSeq, a predicted model, not a curated record